Messenger RNA from Helobdella robusta, 7867 nucleotides. RefSeq lists its product as hypothetical. Lineage: Eukaryota; Metazoa; Annelida; Clitellata; Rhynchobdellida; Glossiphoniidae. Gene Ontology annotation, cellular component: plasma membrane; axon. The record is from RefSeq and is a predicted model, not a curated record. The transcript has 29 exons. Gene Ontology annotation, biological process: cell-cell adhesion; axon guidance. Bases 1 to 7101 code for a protein of 2366 amino acids. Gene Ontology annotation, molecular function: protein binding.
AUGAAUCAAAACCACAAAACUUUUUUCAUGCUGAUAAUGUCGGUCGCCAUAACUCGACAACGACAACUGCAACAAAACGCCGUCGACAACUACAUUGAUAAUAUCAACAACAUUAAAGUCAACAACAACAACAUCAACGUCAACAACAACAACAACAAACUACAUGGGCCGACAUUCACAUCAGAUUUUCCUAGCGAAGUAAUUUCGCCGAUUGAUCGCCAGACAUCAGUUCAUUGCUCGGCUUUCGCCACUCCGAGCCCGCACAUACAAUGGCUCUGGCUUCGAGAGUCAAAUUAUGAAAAUCAGCGCGACACUGGCGCAAACAACAUCAACAGCAACGACAUCAUCAAUGGACGCAUCAAUGAUGACGACGAUGAUGACAACGACGAUGAUGGCGAUCUUAGUAAUGAUGAUGACGAAGUCAGCGCUCAAAUUUUUAGCGCAAAUAAUGUUGAAUAUGGCCGGGAGGGAGAGUUGAAAAAAAGUUUCCAACUGUUCGAAAGCUGUUUGAACAUUCAAAUACGAAAUCAAGUAAAAUUAAAUUUGCUACAUUUUAAAAGUAAGUCAUGGAAGCCGGUAUUGAAAUCAGACUUCCUGCAACAACACAACAACGGAACAUUGGUGGUACCGAGUUACCGAGCCAACAAUGACGAUCGAAUCCAGGAUAGCGACCUAAACAGACUGCAAGUCUACAGGGUUCGUUGUGUGGCAUCUAACAGGAUUGGGAUCAUCGUGGGUCCCGAAAUAAGGAUUAGAACUGAUUUUGUCCACGUGAUCGCAUGGCGGGAAAAUAAUGGGCGGGAGUUUCGCGUCGGUAAUAUUGAUAAUGAUAAGUUAGAAAACAACGAUAUUUUUCAUGAUCAUCAUCAGCACCAUAACGGCGAUAUUGAUGAUGAUGAAGACAAAAAAGAUAAAAUAAAUUACGAAAAAGAUGAUAACAGUAAUAGAAAGACCAUUAGCAGAAAUUACAAUGAUGGAAGAUAUAGCAUUCUUGAUAAUGGGGAUUUGAAAGGAGCCAGGUUGUACAUUAGAGAGGUCAAAAGGUCAGACAGCUACAGGAAGUUUAUGUGCGUGACCAGAAAUAUCUUGACCGGUGAAGAGAAGCAGAGCGAUUACGCCAACCUCAUCGUCGUCGACUCAGCCAACUCAGCUCCAAAAAUAGCGGAAGCAAGUGGCUCAAAGGUUUGGGUUGUUGAAGGUGCCAGGGCUGAACUUGCGUGUGCCGCCUACGCUCAUCCCCAGGCGCAGUAUCGCUGGUCCAAAAAUGAUGGGACGCUGGGGAGUUCGGUGGGUGCAGGUCAUAAAUACAAAUUACUUGGUGGCAAUCUCAUUGUUGACAAUGUUGAAGCUGCUGAUGACGGUCUAUACAGGUGUCUAGCGGAGAAUUAUAUGGGACACCAAACUAUAUCUGUUCAGCUGAAAGUUUACGCGACCUUGAAAGUUCACACCCAGCCUCACGCACAGUUUGUAGACAGCUCGAAAAAUGCCUCCAUUACGUGUAAAAUAACCGGAUAUCCGGUCAAAUCAAUCACGUGGCUCAAAGAUGGACGCCACAUCGUAAAAAGGAAUAGGAUUAGUGGAAUAAAUAACGAAACUUUAAGAAUUAGUGACGUCACGAGAGAGGAUGUAGGGAUGUACCAGUGUGUAGUGAUGGGCGGCAAGGAAGAAAGGGAGGUGGUGCAGGCUUCCAGUCAACUGACUUUGGGAUCAUCUCCGCCAUACAUUAUCAACCGAUUGACCGACCAAUUUGUUGAGCCUGGAACGAGAAUCUCGAUAUUUUGUACCGCUGUCGGAAGCCCAACUCCAAAAAUAUUUUGGUACGUCGAUGACGAAUCGUUGGCCAAUGGAAACCACGGCGAGAGGAUUGUUGUCGGAAGUUUGACGGGGCUCCACGCAUCUGCCGAGCGACAAACGAGUUUCGUUAACAUAACAAAUGUCAAAGUAGAAGACGGUGGUCGAAUGCGCUGUGUUGCAAGGAACAAAGUCGGCAUCGAUUCGCAGGAGUCGACGUUGAACAUCCGCGGCGUGCCGUACGUCAAACCGAUGAAAAAUGUAACAGCCAUUGCAGGCGGACAGCUGAGAAUCGUCUGCCACGUUAGCGGGUUCCCUCUCAAGCAGAUUUUGUGGAAGAAAGGCGUUGUAUCUCUUCCGACCAAUCACAGACAAGCAGUUUUUGAAAACGGCACCUUAUUGGUUCAGCAGGUGAACCGCAAUGCUGACGAAGGUUGGUAUUGGUGCAAAGCAUCCAACGUUAUGGACCAGGGCAUGGAAAAGAGGGUGUACGUCAGAGUUAUUGAACCUCCGUCAGUCGAUUCGUUCACAUUUCCGCGAAGAAAGCUGGGAGAUCGAAUUUCAGUGUCGUGUGUGAUGGGCAGCGGUGACCUCCCGAUGACCUUGGAGUGGCGCAAGGACGGUGACGUCAUCGAUCAAAACCUCGAAGUGAAAGUUCAGCAAUCAGGUCCAUAUUCCAGUUUUCUCUCCAUCGAAUACGUCACACCGAGGCACAACGGAAACUACACAUGCAUCAUCAGCAACGAAGGUGCAUCUAAUAACUACACGUCGUAUCUACAUAUCGACGUUCCUCCAUCUUGGCUGACUGAGCCACAGGACCUGCGGGUCGUCCUCAACCAGCCCGCCAUCAUCGACUGCCAGGUAUAUGGCGACCCACAACCUAGAGUUCUCUGGAAGAAAGCCACGGCCGGAUUGACAAGCUCCUACCAGGAUUUAGACUACGACGUCAAUGGGGGUCAGAAUAUCCGGAUACUCGAGAAUGGGAGUCUAUCCAUACAAUCCGUUUCCACUGGGAAUGCCGGCUACUAUUUAUGCCACGCAAGCAACGAUGUUGGAGCUGAUCUGAGUAAAGUCGUUCAACUUGAAGUUUUGGAGCCAGCUUCGUUCAGCGUUCACGAAGCAAACGUCAGCGUCGUCAAAGGACAGCGGUCCUCUUUGGAAUGUGUGGCCAGAGGCGAUCGGCCAAUCAGCGUAACCUGGACCUUCAACUACAACGGUAAUGAUUGGACGAGUGACCCAAGGUACCAAAUGACUGAAUUUGUAACUAAACAAGGUCAAGGGUCAAGAUUAACCAUCGAUCACGUGCUCAGAAAUGAUUCAGGCUUUUACGGUUGCAUGGCUAAAAAUAGAUACGGAAGUGACGUCACUAGCAUUCAUCUGUUGAUAAUGGAAAUUCCGGAUCCGCCAACCGACCUUGUCUUGAUAUUUAUCGGUCCGGAUUGGGUUGAUUUAAAGUGGAGCCAACCUUUUGAUGGGAAUUCCCAACUUUUGGAGUAUAUUCUAGAACUGAAGAAGGAAACAGAUUCGUGGGAUGAAGUUUACCAAACUGUAAACGCCAAUCCAAACCAGCAAAUCGCCAAACUGACCGAGCUUCGACCCGCCACAGCUUACGAGGCCAGGGUCAAGGCUAUAAAUAAAAUUGGAGUGGGAAAACCCAGCGAUCCAGUUUCGUUUACCACUGAUGAAAAAGAGCCCUCCGCUGCCCCCACCAACGUCACACUUCAAUCUCUGACGUCACAAUCUUUGUUGGUCACGUGGACUGAAAUCGAUCCAUCCCAUCACAACGGCCAACUUCUAGGCUAUCAAAUUGCAUACAAAAAAACAAAUGACGUCACUGGCCAAUACAAUUACGUCAUGGCAUACCAGCCGCAGUACGCUUUGAAAAAUUUGAGCAAGUACACAACCUACUCCGCCCACGUGACUGCUUACAACAAAAAAGGAAGAGGCCCUACUUCCGGUGACGUCAUAGCGGUUACCUUGGAGGAUGUACCCGACAAACCACCUCAAAAAGUUUCAGUGACGAGCCCAAAUUCUGAAUCCCUAUUGGUCAGCUGGUCCAACCCACCAUCCAAUCACAUCAACGGGAUUUUAAUUGGCUAUAAAGUGAUGUAUAGGAUUAUCGGUGGUGAUGAAGAUGAUGAAGAAAACGGUGAUGAUAGUGAUAAAACUGGAAGGAUAAAUGUAGCCACAACUUUAUUUUCUAGCAGUGAUGACAUCGGCGAUGAUGAUGAUCAUUUGAAGAUAAACGGAUUGAAAAAGUUUGGGAAGUAUUUGGUGAAGGUGAAGGCCGUGACGAAGGCUGGUGACGGAGUGGCAAGCAGGCCUGUCAGGGUUCGAACAAUGGAGGAUGCUCCGGACAAGCCACUGCUUAUAAGAACCUACCAACUCAACAAAACUUCCCUCCUGAUUUCCUGGGCCCCACCUAAAAAUCCAAACGGCGUCCUAAUUAGCUACACCCUUCAGAUCAAAAACAGCAACAACAACAACAAUAACAACAUUCAAGAUAACUCAAACAUCACCACGAUAAUUGUUCAUAGCAGUAAUAACACUUACACGUUUGCGGGUUAUUCUGCCGGAAGUCAGCAGUUUGUAAGAGUGGGAGCGUCUACGAAGGCGGGAAGUGGGGAAUGGACGGAUUGGAUUCUGAUGCAAUUAAACGGAAGUGAGAAUGAGAAGGAUGAUAAGGAUCAACUUAUUGGGGCAAAAAUCGUGACCUUUGGCCAAGAAGUGACCAGCCAUUGGUAUAAAAAGGUCUCAUUUGAAUGUCUGGUCAUAGGCCAGCCACAGCCAACUGUCCAGUGGUUCAAAGGUGACACCAAGAUUGAUGUUUCUAUCAGCAACAAAUAUUAUCUGAUGCCAAAUAAUACCCUCAUUAUUUUCGAUCUGACUGGUUCAGACGCGGGCAGUUACAAGUGCCAAGCAAAAAAUAGUCACCAAUCAGACGAAAUCGUUCACGUUUUGAAUUUGAGAGAACCGCUGAAUCCUCCAACACUGUCAUUGGUCGAAUCAACAGCCAAUAAAAUUCAAAUAAAUUGGCAAACAUCAAAUAUAGUCAAUAAAAUUAAAAAAUUUAGACUACAUUACAAAAUACAAGACGACUCUGAAUGGAGAACGGUCGACCUUGAAGCCGAUAAAAGGUCACAUAUCAUUGGCCAAUUGGAAUGUGGGACAAAUUAUACAUUGUAUUUAGAAGCACUGUUCAGGCUUAAGAAAGUAAGGACGGAGUUAUUCACAGUAACUACAAAAGGCACAGAACCGAUGCCACCCCAUCAUCUCAGUUCGGUGGUCCAGCAUUACAACAGCACGCAUGUGACCUUGAACUUGACCUCUUGGGGACCUCCUGAAUGCCCCGUCAGCUCGUUCGAUGUUUACUAUCAAGUGCCGGAACAGGGUGGGUGGGCUAUGUUCGACGUGCAAAUCUUCGAUCACAAGCAUCCUCAAGUAUUGGUUAUUCCACUGAAGGAUUACAACGUACACAUCAAGGCCCACAACAACAUCGGCUCAACGGAUUCUUACGUUUCCCUGACAACAAAAGAUGGUUCCAACCAGAACCUCAUCAGAAGGCUGGGAUCAACCACAUCCUCCUCAUCAGCUUCCUUCUUUUCGGGUACGAUAAUGAAAAAGUUGCACAUCAUCAUUCCAUCCGUUGUUGGAUUCCUCGUGGCUGUUGUCGUGUCGGUUGUGGCUGUCGCUCUUUUCUGCAAGAGGAGGAGUAAGUUGAAAGGCACGAAAGUGAGUAGAUGCGAUCCAUACACUGGCGACAUCAUAGUGCUGAACGAGGAAGAUGGAGAAAUCGUCGUCAUGAAACAAGCUUCCAACAGCCGAACAAACAGCAGCCACAGCGUCAACAACAGUGCUACCGGCAGUAGCAGCAGCAACAGGUACCAAGCAAACGGAAGUGCCAUUCAAAAAUCAAAAAAAUUAUCCAAAAAAGAACGGAAGCGUCUGCUGAAAGCUGUUGGAUGUGACGUCAUAAUUACAGGAGAGGAAUCUCACUUAAGGCAGAAACGCCGUCAGAAGACGAAGGAUGGCAAGAUGCACACCUCCAUAUCGCAGCAGGAGUGGUACGUCAGCUUCCCGCGCGACGGACUGCCGGAUGGGAGCGAGUUUGUAGUUUCGAAACGUUCGUCGGAAGAUGUCACUCACGUUUUGGAUCUGAAGUCCCAUAAUCGUGGAGAAAACGUCGAUGAUGUGAUAAGUGGUGACGGAGAAAUUUGCAUGAACGAAGGAAUCUACGGUCAACGAAGCCCAAACUGUGAUGGCCUGAAUGAUGUUGAAGAUCAUCAUAUUCAUCAACAAAACCAGCAUCAUAAUCAUCAACCUCAUCAUCGUCGUCAUCCUCACCGUCACUCCCGAUCCGUAGCAUCACUAUCUCCCACUCCCACUUGCAUCCAUCAGUGCUACACGGGAUCCUCGCCUGGAAUUGCAGUCCGCCAGCCUACGAACCAGCCGACAAUGCAGUCUGCUGUCUGUACUGAAACUUUGAACCGUUGUCGAUGUGAAGCCACUGAUGACCAACAAUCCAGCAACUACUACCACGUCAUCAUGCCAAACAACGCUGAUGAACCGACGCCAACGACGACAAUCCAGCGGCUACAACAAGCGCGCUCGCCACAAAUUAUUCCUGCUUAUUCAACAUUUCAACCUCAGCAAACAACUGCUCCGACUCAACGACAGCAAAUUCUACCAACAUCUUCUGGUGGUUCAGACCAAACCUCAUCUCAGACUUUAUUGUAUCCGUAUUCUACAUUGCAGAUACAUCAAAUACAGCCACAACUGCUGCUACAAAAACAGCAGCAACCGCAGCAACUACUGCAACUACCACAUUUACAACAACCACAUCUACAGCAACCACAACAACUCCACACAUGUACGUGUGGCGACGACGAUGUCGACGAACAAUCAGCAAAUAUUUCAGAGCAUUCCUCGGAACGAACAUUCAACUCGGAAGACGCUAAUCUUUUUCCUCCCCCUCCUCCAUCACACAUCUUAAAUCAGCAGCAGCAGCAGCAACAACAACAACAAAACCAACGACCUCAACAUCUGAAUCAACAAAACCAGCCACAAAAAAUUUAUUCAUAUUUUCCGAAUCAAACACAACUCGAACUUACUAUUAACCAACGACAACAACAAUCACUUGAACAACAACAACAACAACUGCCAUUUAACUCAAUCUAUCAACAUAUAUCUUCGUCACAGCAACAACAAACACAACAAAAUCAACAAGAGUAUCAGCCACAACAACCACAACAAAAUCUACCUAAUAGAACGACGCCGUCUAUUUCAUCGUAUCACUACAGCAUGGUUUGAUGGCGACCCGUAGCAAUAUCAUAAAUAGUUAUAAUAUUAUUUUAAUUAAUAUUAAAGAUAAUUAGUGUGAUAUUAUGAUAAUUAGUAUUAAUUAAUUAAUUAAUUAAUAAGUUAAUUAAUUAAUAUAAAAUGAUUAAUUUUUCUUAAAUAUUAGCAGAGAUUUUUCGAUUUUAAACACUAUUUAACGUUUAACGAGUUGUUAUUAAUUUAUAACCAUAUUUCCUAUUAAUAAUUAAUCACAACUACAAAAUUAAUUUAUUUAAUUAUUAUUAGGUUAACAAUUAAAAUAAUUAAUUAAUUAAUUUUUAAAUGUGUAAUUAUAAUGUGAUCAUAUGCUCUUGUGUUGUUUUUCUAAUUUUGAUUUACUUUACUUUCAUAAGUAUUUAUGCCAUAUAAUAGCGCUUAUAAUAAUGUAAAAUAUUAAUAUAUGUAUGUGUGUACAUUUGUGUGUGUAUGUGUGAAUGUAUGUAUCUUUAUAAGUGUAAAUGAGUGUGUAUGCACGUAUGUGUGUGUGUGUGUGUGUGUCUGUCUGUCUGUAUGUAUGUAUGUAUGUAUGUAUGUAUGUAUGUAUGUAUGUAUGUAUGUAUGUAUGUAUGUAUGUAUGUAUGUAUGUAUGUAUGUAUGUAUGUAUGUAUGUACGUAUGCAUGCAUGUAUGUUUGUUUGUAUGUCUGUCUGUCUGUAUGUAUUGUACAUAUAUAUGCAAGUCUAAUUUUUUUGUGAUUAUUUUUUUAAUUUAAAGUUGAAUAAAAUCAGUCGAAAAAAGAG